Messenger RNA from Cynocephalus volans (Philippine flying lemur), 1446 nucleotides. It is a transcript of the gene P2RX6, whose product is annotated as purinergic receptor P2X 6. The record is from RefSeq and is a predicted model, not a curated record. NCBI's taxonomy places the organism in Eukaryota, Metazoa, Chordata, Mammalia, Dermoptera, Cynocephalidae. Gene Ontology annotation, molecular function: purinergic nucleotide receptor activity; extracellularly ATP-gated monoatomic cation channel activity; ATP binding. Gene Ontology annotation, biological process: response to ATP; calcium ion transmembrane transport. The coding region runs from base 64 to 1350 and encodes 428 amino acids. The transcript has 12 exons. Gene Ontology annotation, cellular component: plasma membrane; nuclear inner membrane; cell junction.
UCGGCUGUGGCUGCAGCUGCUGUGCUGACUCAUGCGCCCUCGCAGCCAGCAGGAGCUGGGAGCAUGGGCUCCCCAGGGGCCUCAGCAGGCUGGGGGCUUCUGGAUUACAAGACGGAGAAGUAUGUGAUGACCAGGAACUGGCGGGUGGGCAUCCUGCAGAGGAUGCUACAGCUCGGGGUCGUGGCCUAUGUCGUGGGGUGGGCCCUUCUCAUCAACAAAGGCUACCAGGAGCGAGACCUGGAUCCCCAGAUUUCCAUCAUCACCAAACUCAAAGGGGUUUCUGUGACUCAGAUCAAGGAGCUUGGGAACCGGCUGUGGGAUGUGGCUGACUUCGUGAAGCCACCGCAGGGAGAGAACGUGUUCUUCUUGGUGACCAAUUUCCUUGUGACGCCAGCCCAAGUUCAGGGCAGAUGCCCAGAGCACCCCUCUGUCCCACUGGCUAACUGCUGGGAAGACGAGGACUGCCCUGAAGGGGAGGCGGGGACGCACAGCCAUGGCAUAAAAACAGGCCUGUGUGUGGUGUUCAACAAGACCCACAGGACCUGUGAGAUCCAGGGCUGGUGCCCCGUGGAGAGCGGCGCUGUGCCCACGAGGCCUCUGCUGGUCCAGGCCGAGAACUUCACGCUGUUCAUCAAAAACACUGUCACCUUCAGCAAGUUCAACUUCUCCAAGUCCAAUGCCUUGGAGACGUGGGAUGCCACCUAUUUCAAGGGCUGCCACCAUGAUCCACGCUCCAGCCCCUACUGCCCUGUGUUUCGCAUCGGGGACAUUGUGGCUGAGGCAGGAGGGGACUUUAAGGACCUGGCAUUGCUGGGUGGCUCUGUGGGCAUCAGUGUCCACUGGGACUGUGACCUGGACGCCGGGGACUCUGAUUGCUGGCCCCAUUACUCCUUCCAGCUGCAGGAGAGGAGCUACAACUUCAGGACAGCCACUCACUGGUGGGAGGCCCCAGAUGUGGCGGCCCGAAGUCUGCUCAAGCUCUAUGGAAUCCGCUUCGACAUCCUUGUCACUGGGCAGGCAGGGAAGUUUGGGCUCAUCCCCACGGCCAUCACACUGGGCACUGGUGCAGCAUGGCUGGGCAUGGUCACCUUCCUCUGUGACCUGCUGCUGCUGUACGUGGACAGAGAAGCCCAUUUCUACUGGAGGACGAAGUAUGAGGAGGCAAAGGCCCCAAAGGCAACCGCCAACUCUGUGUGGAACGGGCUGGCUUUCACACUCCCAAGCCGGGCUGCCCAGGUGCCUCAGAUGGGGUCUAGUUCCCCCGCAACAGCCGCUGCUGCAGACAGCCAGACACCGACACCAGGGUGGCCCCGUCCAGGCUCUGGCACCCACUCACCAGCCCAUUCCUGAGGCCUGUAGCUGUUCCCUGCUCCAUGCUGGUUGGGGGUUGGGGGCUGGGAAGGGUGGAACUCCUGCCUUGGGGAUCUCAAGGAUGAAGCCUCAGCA